AUGGCCAGAGUCCCUGACGUGUUGGAGGCGCUGCAACCUUGCUAUAGUGAAAAUGAGGGAUUUAUUUCGGACCUUGACCAAGCUUCACUGGCUCAGGAUUCCUUCUACCCUAGCUCCAGCUCACACCACAAGGAGAAGUGGUCAAGCUCUGAGUUUUCUAAGAAGGCCCACCAGCUUAAUUUCCAAGAGGAUAUGGAAGCACCAGUUUCCAAAAGGAAAAACAAAAAGAUGAGGCAUCCCUUCAACAAUGAUUACCUUUUUGAAAAUGUCAGCCUUCCAGAAAAGGAUAAAGAUCUAACCAAAUGCACCUCAGCUUCCUUCGCCUUUCAAAACAAGAUGGAUUUUAGAUUCAUUUCCUAUACCUUCAAACAAAUACUGAAUGACCAAAAUGCCCAAGGAAUAAUACAAACAGGAAUGUACCUCAAAGCUGUUCCAAUACAGGGCAUGACACGUGAAGUGAUAUUUGACAUAGGCAAGUAUGCAAACUUGGGACCUAUACCACAGUAUGUGAUCCCUGUGACUUUAAGGAUCUCAAACACAAACCUCUACGUGGCAGCAAGAAAGAAAAAUGAACCUGUAUACCUAGAGGAAAUUCCAGAGACACCUCAAUGGAUUGAUGGUUCUCAGAGUAAUAUCCUCUUCUACCAGUUAGAAGCUCAGAAUUACAGCACCUUUAACUCUGUUGCCAAUCCAGAAUUGUAUCUGGCUACAUCCCCCAUGGAAGAUCAGAUGGUGCACAUGGCUGAAGGACUGCCUUCUCUUAUUCACUUCCUAGUGAGUGACGCAUAA
Molecule: messenger RNA, 789 nt
Organism: Gracilinanus agilis (Agile Gracile Mouse Opossum)
Lineage: Eukaryota; Metazoa; Chordata; Mammalia; Didelphimorphia; Didelphidae
Gene: IL1A
Product: interleukin 1 alpha
Exons: 6
Coding region: 1-789 (262 amino acids)
Biological process (GO): cytokine-mediated signaling pathway; positive regulation of gene expression; positive regulation of immature T cell proliferation in thymus
Cellular component (GO): extracellular region
Molecular function (GO): cytokine activity; interleukin-1 receptor binding
Source: RefSeq, a predicted model, not a curated record